Molecule: messenger RNA, 1569 nt
Organism: Solea solea (common sole)
Lineage: Eukaryota; Metazoa; Chordata; Actinopteri; Pleuronectiformes; Soleidae
Product: type I phosphatidylinositol 4,5-bisphosphate 4-phosphatase-A-like
Exons: 7
Coding region: 170-961 (263 amino acids)
Biological process (GO): phosphatidylinositol dephosphorylation
Cellular component (GO): lysosomal membrane; late endosome membrane; phagocytic vesicle membrane
Molecular function (GO): phosphatidylinositol-4,5-bisphosphate 4-phosphatase activity
Source: RefSeq, a predicted model, not a curated record
GUUUCACUUCCGCCUCGGGAGUUCCUCACUUCAGUGUGACUCAGUGUUGGGCUGCACAGAAAAAAACAAGCCCUGCUCAGCGGCUCUGUCACAAACCUGCAGCCGCUGCAGACGCUCCUCCCGCGGACACUGCUGAACACCGAGGGCCGCUGGCUGGCGGGAGGGAGCUAUGGCGGACGGGGAGCGGUCACCGCUGCUGUCCGAGCAGCACGACGCCUCCAACGGCUUCUCUGCCGGCGACGGGUCUCAUGGUUUCCCGUCUAAACCUCACAGUUUAGCGCCGUUCCCUAGUUUGGUGACGCCGGCAGAGCCUCCGCCGCCGUACUCGCCGCAGGGAAGCCCCGACAGCGGCAGCGCUCCGAUCAUCAGCUGCCGUGUGUGUCAGAGCGCCAUCUCUGUCGAAGGCAAGACGCACCAGCACGUGGUGAAGUGCAGCUUCUGCAACGAAGCGACGCCGAUAAAAAACGCUCCUGUCGGGAAGAAGUACGUCCGCUGUCCGUGUAACUGUCUGCUCAUCUGCAAAGUCACGUCGCAGAGGAUCGCGUGUCCCAGGCCGCACUGCAAACGCAUCAUCAACCUGGGAUCGGUUCACAUCGGGAGAGAGAGUCCAGAACCGCAGCACCAACCGGUCGGCAUCAGGGUCAUCUGUGGUCACUGCUCCAACACGUUCCUGUGGACGGAGAUCUCAGACCGGACUUUGGCUCGAUGUCCUCACUGCAGGAAAGUCUCUUCUAUUGGGCGACAGUACCCCAGGAGGCGGAGCCUGCUGUGUUUUCUGCUCUUCAUCGUCUUCGCCGCCUCCACUGCGGGACUUCUGGUGGGCACGUGGAAACCCGCUCGGUCGUCCAAAGGCAUCUACGUGUCGUGGGCUCUGCUCAUCCUGCUCGCUCUCUUCGCUCUGCUCCGGACUUUCUACUGGCGGUGUUUGAAAAUCAGCGACCCCAUUUCAGACAUCACGUAGACUGAGGAGACGAGGCGAGGAGACGAGAAAGGAAGGUGAGGAGAGAAUGAAGGCGGACAGGUAAAGAAAAGCAGGUGAUUUAAAAGAAAAUUUCAAAGUGGAUUCCGUGGGAAAACUUGACCGCGGUUUAAUCCAAACGGAGACUUUAAUUUACCACCAGGAGGUGGCGCCGUGCAUAAAGAGGCUGUUCAGACGUGUGGAGAGAAGUUUAUUUCCUUUUCUUUCGUGUCGUUUAAACCUGAUGCUGCUGAGUGUUUGUUUUUUUGUUGUUGUUUUUUUAUUUGAAGCUGUUUGUUUCCAAAAAAUAUACAAAGACUGAGAAUUCAAACCAGGUUUUUACCAAAAAACAACAAAAAUGAUGAAGGCAAAAUCACUUUGUUCCUUUUUUCUGAAGAAGUAAGUUUAAAAUUUUGGAAAUAAACAUUUUCUCUGCAAACGGAAAAGCUUAAUAUAUAUCUGUAAAAAUACUAACAAUAUGAGGAAUCGUGGUGUUUUGUUCGUUUGUUUUUGGGGCAUUUUUCAUGGAAAGGUGAAAUUUUGAAUCAUUUUUGAAGAUGAAAUGUUUGUGGGUUUUUUUUCUGUAUGUGAUUAAAAAUGUGCAAAUCUAA